Messenger RNA from Suricata suricatta (meerkat), 3682 nucleotides. It is a transcript of the gene DENND2A, whose product is annotated as DENN domain containing 2A. NCBI's taxonomy places the organism in Eukaryota, Metazoa, Chordata, Mammalia, Carnivora, Herpestidae. The coding region runs from base 115 to 3360 and encodes 1081 amino acids. Gene Ontology annotation, cellular component: actin cytoskeleton. The transcript has 20 exons. The record is from RefSeq and is a predicted model, not a curated record. Gene Ontology annotation, biological process: retrograde transport, endosome to Golgi.
GUGGGUUAUACCCAUUGUUAUUUCCACCUUACACUGCUCCUGAGCCCAUGCUCCUCAGCAGGAUGCUGAAGGAAGAGAAGGAAAAGGCGACCUGGAGCUCCUCUUGGUGCUGACAUGAUGACAGUGUGCAGGCCGGCCAAGGGCAGCCACAGCCAGACUGAAAACCUGAGCUACAAAUUGGCUGACAAGGUCAAGGUGGAAGGUGCAGAGGCUGGGGCGGACCCUGGAAGGCCACGUGGGUCCUCCAUUCCUUCCGCAGAGACAGGUGAGGAUUCACCCCCCAGAAGGAGCUCCCUGGAAAGUCUCGAUCACCUGAUGCUGGAGUCAAGAGGGGACUGUUUUCCGCAGAACAUGUUCGGCUCAAAUAUGAUCAUCAGCGACCCAGCUUCGGAUCUCCGCGCUGAAGAAGCCAGCAAGGCCGGCAAGAGGCAGCCGGGCGGCGGUGAGCACCCCUGCCCUGCCGCCCGAGGGGGGGCCCCGCCCAAGCCCCUCAGCAUAAGGGACAAGAUAUCGGAAUGGGAAGGGAGACGGGAGCUGCCCGCUCCUGCCCCGGGCAGGAAAGCCGACGGGCAAGAGGAUGAGCUGCCGACCUGUGUGCUGGGGAGGCGAAGCAGCGAUGCCGUGAGAGCGUGGGUCACGGAGGCUCAGGAUGGAGCCAGGCCGGAAGCAGAGAGCAAGGAGAAUGAGAGGAAUUCAGGGGUCGUGAAAUUCGGGGGACAGGCUGCAGAGCCCAGGCAAGACCUCGGCCAGCCCGGCUGGGGCAGAGGCCGCGAGGCGCGGCCUGGCAAACAGCGCUUCCCCAGCGACAGCCUGUCGGUGCUGCGGCAGGUGGAGAAACUGGAGCAGGCUCUGAAGGACGGGUCGGCAGGGCUGGACCCCCAGCCACCGGGGACUUGUUACUCCCCCCACUGCCUGCCGGACAAGGCUGAGGAGGGGCCCGCCCUUCCUGAGAACCUAGGGGGCGGACGUGGCCCCGACCUCAGGCCCCACCACUGGGACCCCGAGGCCAGGGACCUCGCCCCUGAGGCUGCGGAGGAGAGGAGAGGAUCCUGCCGGAGGCCCUGCGACCGGAGCCUGGAGAGUGUGGACAGGGGCUCGGAGGGAGCCCCCGCCAGACCCUUCAUCAACCCCCUGCCCAAACCCCGGAGAACAUUCAAACACGACGGAGAAGGGGACAAGGACGGGAACCCGGGCUCCAGGAGGGAUAAGAGGCACCUGCCGCCUCUGCCUUCUCUACCUCCCCCGCCCCUGCCGUCCUCUCCCCCGCCCUCCUCUGUGAACAGAAGACUGUGGACCGGAAGACCGAAACCCAGCGCUGACCACAGAAAGUCCUAUGAGUUUGAAGACUUACUGCAAUCCUCCUGUGAGAACAGCAGGGCGGACUGGUAUGCACAGACCAAGUUGGGGCUCACACGCACUUUAUCGGAGGAGAACGUCUACGAAGACAUUCUAGAUCCACCAAUGAAGGAAAACCCUUAUGAGGACGUUGAGUUACAUGGUCGCUGCCUGGGGAAGAAGUGUGUCUUGAACUUUCCUGGUUCUCCCACUUCUUCCAUUCCUGACACACCCUCCAAGCAGUCAUUGUCCAAACCUGCUUUUUUCCGGCAAAAUUCAGAGAGGAGGAACUUCAAACUUCUGGACACUAGGAAGCUGAGUCGGGAUGGAUAUGGGUCCCCUUCCAAAAUCAGCCCCCCCUCCACCCCCAGCAGCCCCGAUGACACUUUCUUUAACCUUGGAGAUCCGCAGAAUGGCAGGAAGAAGAGAAAGAUACCCAAGUUGGUAUUGCGAAUCAAUGCCAUUUAUGAAGCCCGGAGAGGAAAGAAACGUGUGAAGAGGCUGUCCCAGUCAACCGAGAGCAACUCAGGAAAAGUGACGGACGAGAACAGUGAGUCUGACAGUGACACCGAGGAGAAGCUGAAAGCUCACAGUCAGCGCCUGGUCCAUGUGAAGUCACGCCUGAAGCAGGCGCCCAGGUACCCGUCCCUGGACCAGGAGCUCAUGGAGUACCAGCAGAGGCAGCUGUUCGAGUACUUCGUGGUCGUGUCCCUGCAUAAGAAGCAGGCCGGGGCCGCGUACGUGCCAGAACUCACCCAGCAGUUCCCGCUCAAGUUGGAAAGGUCUUUCAAGUUCAUGAGAGAGGCUGAGGACCAGCUGAAGGCCAUCCCCCAAUUCUGUUUCCCUGAUGCCAAGGAUUGGACUCCUGUCCAGCAGUUUACCAGCGAAACCUUCUCGUUCGUCUUAACUGGAGAAGAUGGGAGCCGGAGGUUCGGUUACUGCCGAAGACUGCUGCCUGGUGGCAAAGGGAAGCGUCUCCCUGAGGUUUACUGCAUCGUGAGCCGCCUAGGAUGCUUCAGCCUCUUCUCAAAGAUCUUGGAUGAGGUGGAAAAACGGCGAGGCAUCUCUCCCGCCCUGGUACAGCCCCUCAUGCGGAGCGUCAUGGAGGCCCCGUUCCCAGCACUGGGCAAGACCAUCGUUGUCAAGAACUUCCUGCCAGGAUCAGGAACUGAGGUGAUUGAGCUGUGCCGCCCGCUCGACUCCCGGCUCGAACACGUAGACUUUGAGUCUCUCUUCUCCUCUCUCAGCGUCCGCCACCUGCUCUGUGUUUUUGCUUCCCUGCUUCUGGAAAGGAGGGUCAUCUUCAUCGCAGACAAGCUCAGCACGCUGUCCAAGUGCGGCCACGCGAUGGUGGCCGCCAUCUACCCGUUCACCUGGCAGCACACCUACAUCCCCGUGCUGCCCCCCGCCAUGAUCGACAUCGUGUGCUCGCCCACCCCCUUCCUCAUCGGGCUGCUCACCAGCUCGCUGCCGCUGCUCAGGGAGCUGCCGCUGGAAGAGGUGCUUGUGGUCGACCUGGUCAACAAUCGGUUCCUCAGACAGAUGGAUGACGAGGACUCCAUUCUCCCCAGGAAGCUGCAGGUGGCCCUGGAGCACAUUCUGGAGCAGAGGAAUGACCUGGCCAGUGAGCAGGAGGACGGGCCCCCAGACUGCAAGCGUGGCCCGGAGUCCAGCCCCUUGAACGAGGUGGUGUCCGAAGCCUUCGUCCGCUUCUUCGUGGAGGUCGUGGGCCAUUACUCCCUGUUCCUGACGCCGGGCGAGCGCGAGGAGAGGACCCUGCAGCGGGAGGCCUUCCGCAAGGCCGUGUCCUCCAAGAGCCUGCGCCGCUUCCUGGAGGUGUUCAUGGAGACCCAGACCUUCCGGGGCUUCAUCCAGGAGCGGGAGCUGCGCCGGCAGGACGCCAAAGGUCUGUUUGAGGUCCGAGCCCAGGAGUACCUGGAAACACUCCCCAGUGGAGAGCACAGCGGUGUCAAUAAGUUCCUGAAGGGACUCGGUAAUAAAAUGAAGUUUCUCCACAAGAAAUAACCUCCGGCUCCUCUUCGAGGGGCAACUUCCUCCUAAGUGCAAGCACAUUUUUAAAACACAGGCCCAGUGGCCUUUCUGAAACGCUGGGUCCUGCUUGUCCCAAGUGCUGGAUGAAGGGCAGGACGGUUUCUGCUGCCACACGGCCGCCCCAGGACCCCAGGCCCGAGAGCCGUGCCGCAAGGUGCUGCCUUUCCGGGACAGCCCUGCCAAGGGGACUCGGGACCAGGCGUGUCACCGACAUUCACAGGGAUUGUUUGGGUUGUUGGGUUUGGGAUUUUUUUUUAUAUAUUUUUAAUCUUAGGUAUUAAAAGAAAGAAAAGUA